UUCUCCUACCACCUCCCUUCGCCAAAAACGCCACCUUCUUUUCACUCUUGGAACUCUGAUCUUAAAUUUUCAAUCAAAUUACUUCCUUUCCCCUCCCCGAUUCUGCUCCGCAGUGUGCACACAAACCACAGAAAUGACGAAAGAAGAGCUUCAGAACGAGAAAGAUUACAUGCUUAUUGAUGGGUGCGAAACUGAAGCGCCUGGGCAAAACCAGGGAAGUCAUGUUCAUAGCGAGUUCAAUCCGGAUCACCUUAAAGCAUUUUACGGAAAGCUGUUUCCUUAUGCCGAUUUUUUCAGAUGGAUGUCUUACGGCAAUGAUGGGAAGCACCCGGGUUGUGAUCCCUCUUAUAUCAGCAGGAGGGAAUUUUCGUUCACGCUUGACAACGAUAUAUUUCUCCGAUUCCAAUCUUUCCACAGUGCCGUGGAGCUUGAAAACUCCAUGAAAGAGAAAUGCCCAUUUAAGAUUGAUAUUGGACCUGUGUAUAGCGUGGAGCCCACAAAAAGGCAUGCCUAUGCUCAGAGUGGUGAUAAUGUUUUCGCUCCAGUUGAGAGAGAGCUAAUCUUUGAUAUUGAUAUGACAGAUUACGAUGAUGUUAGGUACUGCUGCACUGGUGCUGAUGUUUGCUUGAAUUGCUGGCCGUUGAUGACUAUAGCUAUUAAAGUGAUUGAUACUGCCUUACGAGAUGAUUUUGGCUUUAAACAUAUUCUAUGGGCUUAUAGUGGCCGCCGUGGUGUUCACUGUUGGGUCUGUGAUGGGAAGGCAAGAAGGUUGACUAAUGAGCAGAGAGCGGCAAUUGCUGACUAUUUUCGUGUCUACAAGGGAAAUGAGAAUAGUCAUAAGAAGGUUUCACUUACCGGUCAUGCUCUUCAUCCUUUCCUUGUGAGAGCAUACACUGAAGUUCUUAAAGAUUUUUUUGAGAAAGGACUACUAAUAAGUCAAAAUUUACUUUCUACUGAAGAGAGAUAUGAGAUGAUCUUAGAGUUGAUUCCUGAUGCAGCUAUCGCUUCUGAACUUAGGGGCAGAUGGCAAGAAAAUAGGCGGUCUUCAACCGCAAAAGAAGACAUUAAUGUUGUUCGAUGGGAACAACUCAAACAUUUGCUAUCAAAGAAUAAGGGACAAGGACUGCGAAGGUGUGUUGAAGAGAUUGUGUUUUCCUUUACUUAUCCUAGACUUGAUAUGGAGGUUUCAAAACACAUGAACCACUUGCUUAAAGCUCCAUUCUGUGUACACCCAAAAACAGGCCGCAUUUGUGUCCCUAUUGAUCCAAAUCACUGUGAGCAGUUUGAUCCUACCACAGUACCUACUCUUUCACAGCUUUUAGAAGAGCUUAACGAAAAAGGUCCAACAGAUGAUUUAGAUGGUGAAUGGAAGAGAACUUCACUUGAUGGUGCGGUCAGUCUUUUCAGAACGUCAUUCUUAGAGCCUCUACUUAAAGCUUGCAAGGAGGAGAUAGAAAGUUCCUACAAUGCAAAAUUGCAGCAGUCUAAAAAUUCCUUUAGCUGGUAAUGACCCUUUUUCAAGUAGCUUCGGGAGUUCAACUGAUGCGAUAGGAUAUCUAUUUAUUGUGGCACUAAAGCUUACACAAUAGGGGAUGAAAUGUGUGUCGACAUUGAAUUAUAAGAAACUAUUCAACCCUUAUCUGCAUAUUUAUUCAGCGAUUGUGGUGGCAAUAUAUUCCCAUGACCCCUGUUCCGGUGAUAAAAGAUGCCCUGUCUGUACGUUUUGAAAAACUUCUGAAUGGAAUAGUUGUAUAUUUCUGCCAGUGCCUAGGAAUGCUUGAAUGCUUGGGAGUGGAGUUUGGAUGUUCAAGUAACGAAGUAGUGAUUACAAUGUUUACAAGGACUUUUAGAAUUUUCUUUCCUGCCAUUGAAUAGGUUUUCUGGUCAUUCGCAGUCCAUUCUGGAGGAAAAAAGUUGAGAAAAUGACAGAAUUAAACAAUUAAUCAGUUCUAUCAUGUCAUGUGACUUAUGAAUGGACAGAUUAAGUUUUAUCAUA
Messenger RNA from Prosopis cineraria, 1996 nucleotides. RefSeq lists its product as uncharacterized. The record is from RefSeq and is a predicted model, not a curated record. Gene Ontology annotation, cellular component: alpha DNA polymerase:primase complex. The transcript has 16 exons. Gene Ontology annotation, biological process: DNA replication, synthesis of primer. The coding region runs from base 134 to 1507 and encodes 457 amino acids. NCBI's taxonomy places the organism in Eukaryota, Viridiplantae, Streptophyta, Magnoliopsida, Fabales, Fabaceae.